GUUUGCUGUCUGUUUAUAUAGAGUUUAGUGUUUGUUUACACGAAAAACACAAAAGUAUGAAAUAAAUAAAGGAUUGUAAACUAUUACAUUAAUAUUCAUUGGUUCCAAUUAUUACAUUGGAAUGUAAUAUAAUUUAUUAAACCACUAAUCUGGAGGUCAAAAGGUGCAUGGGCUGUUAAGUUGGAGUUUGAUUUAUAGAGAUCAGAUAAAUAAAAUUUGAACUAUGCAGAUCCCAGUUUAAAGUGUAGAGUUUGAGAGAACGGAGAUCAAAGACACAUCGUGGGGACAUCAAUAAGAGCAUGUGUUGCUAGAUAAGCCCAGUAUUCGUUCAACUGCAUCAUUUAACAAGUCCUACAAAAAAGAUUAAUAGAUAAAGAUGUGUUGCUAGAUAAGCCCAGUAUUCGGUCAACUGCAUCAUUUAACAAGUCCUACAGAAAAGAUUUAUAAAUAAAGAUGUGUUGCUAGAUAAGCCCAGUAUUCGUGCAACUGCAUCAUUUAACAAGUCCUACAAAAAAGAUUUAUAAAUAAAGAUGUGUUGCUAGAUAAGCCCAGUAUUCGUUCAACUGCAUCAUUUAACAAGUCCUACAGAAAAGAUUUAUAAAUAAAGAUGUGUUGCUAGAUAAGCCCAGUAUUUGUUCAACUGCAUCAUUUAACAAGUCCUACAAAAAAGAUUAAUAGAUAAAGGUACAAGGCUUAUUGAUUCGUCGACCCUUCUGAUUAUUAUGGUAUUAUAAGAUUAUCUAAUAAGUUUCACAAAGACAGAAAUUGGAAAAUUACAAAUGUUAAAACACACUAAAAAGCCUCUGCUUAAGUGUCCAAUAUGUGGGGAAAACUUUUUAACUCAGUUAAGAAUGAAAGUUCAUAUAUUGUAUCACACAGGCGAGCGCCCUUUUAAAUGUUUGAUGUGUGACAAAACCUUUACCACCCAUUAUAAGGUAAAGAGUCAUUUGUUGACACACACAGGGAAGAAACCUUAUAAGUGCACUACCUGUGGAAAAUCAUUUUCAUACAAACAACAUUUGAUGUCACAUACGUUGUCAGUUCAUACAGAAGAGAAACCUUAUAAGUGUACUAAAUGUGGAAAAUCCUUUCCAUCAACACUCAUUUAUAACAGACAUGUAUUAAUACAUAGCAAUGUGCGUCCUCAUAAGUGCAACUCAUGUGGAAAAUCCUUUUCAAGUAAAUACAAUUUGAAGUCACAUACAUUGUCAAUUCAUACAGAAGAGAAACCUUAUAAGUGUACAACAUGUGGAAAAUCCUUUAAACACAAACACGGUUUGAAGAAACGCAAAAACCAUUUGAAGUUACAUACAUUGUCAAUUCAUACAGAAGAGAAACCUUAU
Molecule: messenger RNA, 1343 nt
Organism: Macrosteles quadrilineatus (aster leafhopper)
Lineage: Eukaryota; Metazoa; Arthropoda; Insecta; Hemiptera; Cicadellidae
Product: gastrula zinc finger protein XlCGF49.1-like
Exons: 8
Biological process (GO): regulation of transcription by RNA polymerase II
Molecular function (GO): DNA-binding transcription factor activity; RNA polymerase II cis-regulatory region sequence-specific DNA binding
Source: RefSeq, a predicted model, not a curated record